Messenger RNA from Quercus lobata, 1284 nucleotides. RefSeq lists its product as uncharacterized. The transcript has 2 exons. The record is from RefSeq and is a predicted model, not a curated record. Gene Ontology annotation, molecular function: RNA-DNA hybrid ribonuclease activity; nucleic acid binding. Gene Ontology annotation, biological process: DNA integration. The coding region runs from base 1 to 1284 and encodes 427 amino acids. Lineage: Eukaryota; Viridiplantae; Streptophyta; Magnoliopsida; Fagales; Fagaceae.
AUGGGGGCACCCAAAGCGUUGAAAAGCCAGGCUAUAGCAGAUCUAUUAGCACAGUUUCCAAGAGAAGAAGAAUUCCUGCUGGACAAUGAAGUUCCAGGGGAAGUAGCCAUGGCAGAAGAGGUCAGAGAACAAUGGGUAAUGAAAUUUGAUGGGUCUUCUACCACCCAAUCAGAGGGAGUGGGAGUAAUUCUGUACCAUGAAGAAGAUAAGGCAGUAGCACUACCAUUCAAACUGGAAUUCCCCUGUUCAAACAACAUGGCAGAAUAUGAAGCCUAUCUAACCGGGUUGGCCACGGCUCUUGAAAUGGGAGUCAAGCACUUGAAGGUGAUGGGUGAUUCGAACCUGGUGGUCUGCCAGGCCAAAGGAAUCUUCUCCCUAAAAGAACCUAGCCUAGCCCCAUACAGAGCAAUGGCCCAGAAGAUGGGGGAGAAAUUUUUAGCCUUCGAAAUAGAACAUGCUCCGAGGAACAAAAACCAAUUCACAGAUGCAUUGGCCGCACUAGGCUCGCAAAUAAUGUUCGAAGGGGAUAACACCAGGGUAGUGGUCAGCAAGAGGGAAAAGUCCAUUAUUGAAGUGUUAAAGGAAAGAUUCUGGGAGGAACGGUGCGAAGGGGAUUGGCAGAUCCCCAUAAGGGAAGCCUUGAUGAAAGAAGAAGGUGCUGCAGAACUGAAAGCGCUGAAAGACUACGCCCUGGUGAGAGGAGAACUAUACAGCAGGAUGCCUGGUGGGGCCUUGUCCAAAUGCGUGGGGCAAGAGGAGGCCCAGAGAAAAACGAAAGAAGUACAUGACAAGACUUGCAGAUCCUGCGGGGAGGUCAGCCUUUACCGUAGACUUCAAAGGGCAGGACCAGUUAACCCACCAUCACGUGGAUACAUAUGGAUACUAGUGGCUACGGAAUACUUCACUAAGUGGGCAGAGGCAGUGCCACUCCGAAAAGCCACAGGAGGAGCAGUGGAAAACUUCAUCAAGAAAAACAUAAUUGUGAGGUUUGGAGUGCCCCACAAGAUUAUCAGCGAUAAUGGCACACCGUUUGUCAACAGUGAUGUAAGGAAAAUGCUGGAGUUCUACCAAGUCAAGCACAAUCGUUCAUCGCCUUAUUACCCUCAAGGAAAUGGGCAAGCAGAGGCAACAAACAAGGUUCUCAUAAAGAUCAUUAGUAAAAUGAGCCAAAAGUACAUAAAAGGAUGGACAAUGCACCUACCAGAUGCCCUUUGGGCUUACAGAAAAUCACCAAAGUCUGCCACAGGAUUUUCACUCUUUUCCUUGGUAUACGGGACAAGGUAG